Molecule: messenger RNA, 1402 nt
Organism: Schistocerca piceifrons (Central American locust)
Lineage: Eukaryota; Metazoa; Arthropoda; Insecta; Orthoptera; Acrididae
Gene: Dhdds
Product: dehydrodolichyl diphosphate synthase complex subunit DHDDS
Exons: 7
Coding region: 277-1155 (292 amino acids)
Biological process (GO): polyprenol biosynthetic process
Cellular component (GO): endoplasmic reticulum; dehydrodolichyl diphosphate synthase complex
Molecular function (GO): ditrans,polycis-polyprenyl diphosphate synthase [(2E,6E)-farnesyl diphosphate specific] activity
Source: RefSeq, a predicted model, not a curated record
UAUCGAUGAAUCGAUCAAAUAUGUUCACGUGACAUCCAUGUGUAGUGUGUACAUUAUAGCAAUGUUAGCAAAAAUGUGUGUAAAUAGAACGUUGCUAAAAGCUCAGAUAGAAAAACGGCCUAUGUCAUGAAAUAAUCUGCGCGCAGCCUCGUGGUUCAAUAGCAUUCAUAUUUCGACAUAGGUACCACCACACCAACAACUGACUUGUUUCAUCGCAAGGAAGGUUAAGCCGGUAAAUAAAACUUCAUUUCAUUGCUGUUGGUAUAUCGUGUUUAAAUGUCUUGGAUACGAGAGAAAGGCCUAAAUCUUUUGGAAAUGGUAUGUGUGGACAUUGUCAAAUAUGGGGGUGUGCCGAAGCACGUUGCGUUUAUAAUGGAUGGAAACAGAAGGUUCGCAGAAAAAACUAAAGUGAAGAAGAUAGAAGGACACACAAAAGGAUUUGACAAGUUAGCAGAAACUCUGCAAUGGUGUUUAGAACUUGGCAUUCCAGAAGUUACAGUUUAUGCAUUUAGCAUAGAAAACUUUAAAAGGACGGCAGAGGAAGUUGAGGGACUAAUGGAUCUUGCAAGGCAGAAAUUCAGACGGCUGUUGGAUGAGAAAGAGAAGUUAAUGGAACGUGGUGUUCGAAUCAGAGUCAUUGGAAAUUUGACACUCCUCCCUACUGAUCUUAAAGAUUUGAUGCAAGAGGCCAUGCUUGUUACGAAGGAUAACAGCAAAGCAUUCCUAAAUGUGGCUUUUGCAUAUACAGCUCGAGAUGAAAUGACAGCAGCUGUAAAGCACAUAGUAUCCAAUGUGGAAAAGGAGAUGUUUUUGCCAUGUGAAGUGGACCACAAGAUGAUUGGGGAGUGUCUUUAUACAAAUGGAAGCCCAGACCCCGAUUUACUGAUAAGAACAUCAGGUGAAGUGAGAUUCAGCGACUUCCUUCUCUGGCAGAUCUCAAGUUCCAGUGUAUAUUUUACAAAUGUUCUAUGGCCAAACUUUAGCAUAUGGAAUAUGCUAGCAGCAGUAUUGUAUUAUCAAAGGCAUUCCCCUAGUUUAGUUGGUGUAAGAACUGCAGAAAAGAAAAUAAAUGUAGGUGACUCUAAAAGUGUGGAAUUUUUUGGAGGAGUCUUUAAUGUACAAAAUUCAUCACUGGUAGCUGCUAGUAAUAUAUAAGUCUAUCAAGGAUUAGAUGUGGUUACCUCUUUGAUAAAAAUUUUAUUCAAACAAUGUUUUUCACUAAACAGUGAACUUCUGUUGUAAUUGCUAUCCUGUAAUUUUACGAGUGGUGUAAUUUGGAAUGUGUAUGUUCAAGAUAAUCAUUACUUCACAAAAACAUAAUUUAUUGAACUGUAUGCCUAAGAUGUUGUGUUAUUUAAUCAUUUACAUUUAUUUGUCAAGUUAUUAAAAAGAAUGAGCCAUA